AUGCUGCUCAUUACUGCACUACCACUUUCGCUAAGACAGAUCGCUGCGACAAACAUACCCGCUGUCUCGAGCAUACUAUGGGAGGAGUUCCUAGACGACAACCGACCGCAAUGGUUCGAAGAGCUGCCAUACGACAUACAAUCCUACUUCAUACAAGAGUUCGGACCAGCGACGGCAGCACCACCUGCAAGCGAAGCAUUGCCCACCGACGUCACCGCAUCACCAACGGCAUUUCCCUCAGAGACUGCUUCAAAUGUGGACUCAUCGAUAUUUGAGUCACUAUCGACUAGCGCAGUGCCAUCCUCUGCGAUAUCAGCAUCCGAAAGUUUGAGCACGAUUUCCACGCCUGCGGCAUUUUCGAGCAGUGCCUCGAGCGAAAUCACCAGCGUGGUAUCUUCCUCUGGAUCUUCUUCCGAACUUUCGACCACACCCGCGACUUCAUCAUCAUCGUCGUCAUCAUCAUCGUCGUCAUCAUCAUCGUCGUCAUCAUCAUCGUCAUCAUUAUCAUCAUCUUCGGAAACUACCAUCUCAACAUCUGCAUCCUCCGCUGCAAGUUCAUCUGCAACUUUGAACCCAACGACAGAUCCUGUGGCACCCGCUUCUAGCGACGCUGGUUUGACAAGACGCGAAAAGAUCGGACUUGGUGUGGGUGUGCCACUGGCGGUACUCGCACUUGCCGCAUUACUACUCGCAUGCUGCUUUAUUUUGCGCCGAAAGAGAAGGAGAUCCAUCGAAGGCAGCCAACCUCCGUCAUCCCCGGGCUUCAUUCCCCGUUUCUCGUUUCAGGACCGAGGACUGGGCGGUGAAAAUUUCGAACACAGGCGGCCUUUGAAUCCCGCAUCACACCAGACGAGCCGUUUCGUUGAGGACAUGAACUGGGAGGAUGAUGGCUAUGAUCCGGCUCCCAUGUCUACAGCCUACCAUGGCCAUCAGAUCCCACCGGCUGCAGCACCUACACCGUCUCAGGCAAACAACAUUGCGACUGCAGGCAUUCCCCAUCCCAACGACGGUAAUUCAAUGCCAUCAGAGUCAACACCAAUGGCGAUGCAAGAUAAUCACACGCCUAUCCUAGCGCCCGCACUCUACCACAGCCACUCGUCGAAUCGUGCGCGCGGCCGACGAACAAGCUAUAAGAGCCUGCACUCAGUGGCCGAAGUGACCGAACCCGACGAAGAAUUGAACGGAGACUCUCCGGUGCUAGGUCGCAACAACUCACCACCAAAGACAGGCCCGCGGAGACCCAGUAUGUCCGCUCUAGACACGCUUCCCGUCCCCGCCGUGGCGAGCAUAAAACGCAAACCCGUUCCCACCAGUCCCAUCAGUAGCCCAGCAGCCGAAGCGUCACGAGGUCUCCUCCGCCCUUCUCUCGCAUACAACAGCGCCGACUACAGCGGAAGCAGUUCCUCUGGCCUUGCUGUCUCCAGCUUAUCCAGUAACUCCGGCCAUGGAUACCAAUCCGACGAUUCCGGACCCAUCUCUCCCAUCACCCACCAGCAACCGUCCUCAAAUCCUUUUGCAGGCGGAUACGCAUACCUUGAAGACUACGGCCCUGAGUACUCAAACAACGGGUAUACCGACCAGGACGAUGAGCUUUAUGGUGGACACAGAAGCUUCGAUCGAUACCCAGAUCCCAGUUCGUCUCUCAAGAAGAGCAGCAAGACUGAGUGGCCUUUGAGGAACGUCAUGGGUGGUGGGCAGAAGAGGACGAGAAGUCCCAUGUGGGAUCGCGUUUACGAACGCGUAUGA
Messenger RNA from Alternaria hordeiaustralica, 1746 nucleotides. RefSeq lists its product as uncharacterized. NCBI's taxonomy places the organism in Eukaryota, Fungi, Ascomycota, Dothideomycetes, Pleosporales, Pleosporaceae. The coding region runs from base 1 to 1746 and encodes 581 amino acids. The transcript has 2 exons. The record is from RefSeq and is a predicted model, not a curated record.